UUGAUUCAUCCACCAACGGAUAAAACAGGCACUGCUCUUCAGUGUGCUCGGAAGUCCAGGGUCUUGGGGCCCCAGUCUCGUGAUGUAACGCUGUAUGCACAUAGUCCCCACAAUGGGCGAGAUGUGUUCAAAGACGUCCUAUCAGCUUUCUACGAAUAGCUCAUAAUAUGAAGUCUUAUAGUAGAGGCUGGAGUCAGCUACUGCAGUGUCGGAGAUGGGUAAUCCUGCCCCCGCUUAAAGCGCACAUUCACUUUCCCAAGAUUCACACGCGUUCUCCAGUUACAAAAAAUCCCAAAACGCCCUAUCCACCAAAAUGGGAGUCAUGGCUACCCCCAAAAACGGACAUGCCCUGGUCUUCGGUGCCUCUGGUGUUAACGGAUGGGGUUUUGUGAACGCUCUUGCCUCGGAUUAUCCCAAUCCUAAGGCAUUUGAUCAUAUCACUGCUUUUACGAAUCGUCCUCUCGACCCAGAGAUAUCGCAAUGGCCAGUCACAGAUAAGCUGCAUUUAGUGUCUGGCUUGGAUCUUAUCCAUAGCACCCAAGAGACGCUCGAGCAGCAGUUGAUUGAUCGGGUCUCUCAUCUAAAAGCGGUAACUGUGGUGUAUUUCUGUGCUUAUGCCAUGGAUCCCAAGCCGGAGAAGGAGACCGAGUUGAACAUUGAUAUGCUUAAUAAGACCGUGCUCGCAAUCGAGAAACUGUGCCCGAGCUUCCGGUUUUUGGUCUUGCCAACAGGCAUAAAGGCCUACGGUGUACAUCUGUUUGAGCAAUUCCCCUUCAAGGACAACGUCCCGCUCAAGGAGACCCAUCCUGAAAUUCCGGAGCCAUAUCGCUCGCAAUUAUUCUACACCUAUCAGCACAAGCUCCUUAGAGGGCUAUGCAAAGGCAAGAACUGGACUUACUGCGAUGUAAGACCCGACGUCAUCAUUGGGUUCGUUCCGAACAAUAAUGCAUACAAUAUCGCGCAAUGGAUUGCCCUGUAUCUCAGUUUAUAUCGCAAGAUCCAUGGCGAGGGUGCGGAAGUGGUCUUUCCAGGAACCAAAAGUUGGACAAUCCAGAGUAAUGACAGCAGCCAAGACAUCAUCGCCCGGUUCGCCAUUCAUGCUAGUUUGCACCCGGAAAUAAGCGCGGGACAGAGCUUCAACAUAGCGGACGAGGCUCAGUCGACGAGCUGGUCCGUGAAAUGGCCUAUCAUGUGCCAGUAUUUCGGGCUGAAGGGUGUAGCACCCAUAAACGGACCCGGCCCGGAUCCCACAGCGUUUCUUCAUGAACAUCAGGAUGAAUGGUUGGCGAUGGAGAAGGAGUACAACCUACAGACAGGACAUCUGCUGGGUAAUAACAUAAGCAUCCCAGAUGCCCCUAGCUUCCUCAUGUCCCUAUUUGAAUUCGAUAGACCGCUGGAUCUUACCAAGGCGCAUCAGGCAUGGGGAGAUGCUAAAGAGGAAAGAGAUGUGCGGGAAGUGUGGUGUACCGCAUUCGAUCGAUUCAGGAAGGCCCGAAUCAUUCCAUAGGUGAUAGACUUACUAGAACCCCACUGUCGACCAGUCUGUCGAUACAUUUACUGUGAGAGAUACACAGGGAAAUGUCUUGGGUUGAACGAUUCGUUCACGAAGUUGGCGAAUUCUUCCUUGAAUCAAUCACUAAGCCAAAGUUAUAGGAAUCGGUAUAAAAAUUCCAGGUUUUGCAAGUUGAGUGAAUCAUGAUGUGAGGAUGCCCCUAGGACAU
Aspergillus pseudonomiae is the source of this 1721-nucleotide messenger RNA. RefSeq names its product SDR family oxidoreductase. Lineage: Eukaryota; Fungi; Ascomycota; Eurotiomycetes; Eurotiales; Aspergillaceae. The coding region runs from base 314 to 1507 and encodes 397 amino acids. The transcript has 2 exons. The record is from RefSeq and is a predicted model, not a curated record.